AUGGAGCUCGCGGAGGCCGUCCGGUGCGAGGCCGCCUUCGGGAUGCGCGUGCUCCAGCACCUCGCGGCCGAGCCCGGCGCCGGCGGCAAGAACCACGCCGUGUCCCCGCUCUCCAUCCACGCCGCGCUGGCGCUCCUCGGCGCGGGCGCCCGCGGCGCCAUGCUCAACGAGAUCGUCGCCCUCCUCGGCCCCGCCGGCGGCCGCGCCCACGCGCUGCUCGCGUCGCACGUCGCCAUGCACGUGUUCGCCGACAGCAGCGGCGGCGACGGUGGGCCGAAGGUGCAGUUCGCCAACGCCGUCUGGGUCGACGCCACGGCGGCGCCCCUCAAGGCCGACUACGCCCGCGUCGUCGCCCAGCACUACGCCUUCAAAACCAUGCCGGAGGAAGCGAGGCGCGAGAUCAACGAGUGGUUCGAGGCGGCGACGGCGGGCCGGAUCAAGGAGUUCCUGCCUCAGGGCUCCGUGGGGUACGACACGGCGGCCAUCCUCGGGAACGCACUCUACUUCAAGGGCGUCUGGGAGAGCACGUUCGACGCCCGGCUCACGCGGCACGACACCUUCUUCUACCAGCAGCCCGCCGGCGGCGAGGGCCAAAUCCGCGUGCCGUUCAUGUCGAGCGGUGAGCGGCAGUACAUCGCCUGCCGCCCGGACUACAAGGUCCUGAAACUCCUCUACGCGUGCGGCAGCGGCGAGCACCGGCGGCGGUUCGCCAUGCACGUCUACCUCCCGAACGAGCGCCACGGGCUGCAGGCGAUGCUGCACAGGCUGGCCUCCAGCCCGGAGCAGCUCGAGGCGGACUCCAUGGCGCUGCGGACCACCGUUGCCGUGGGCACAUUCAAGGUGCCAAAGUUCACCAUAUCGUACAAGACGGAGGCGAGCGGGAUGCUGCAGCGCCUUGGGCUGCGCCUGACGUUCAGCACCGCCUCCGACUUCUCGGGGUUGCUGGAUUUGGAACACAUGAAGCCGCCGAGGCUGCCGCUCUACGUGUCCCAAGUCUAUCACGAGUCCUUCGUGGAGGUGAACGAAGAAGGGACCGAAGCGGCUGCGGCGACAGCCAUCGUUGGUAUUUUCGGUAGUUGUUCGGCGGUCUGCAGCAGGCCAGUCAACUACGUGGACUUCAUCGCUGACCACCCCUUCAUGUUCUUGAUCAAGGAGGAGCUCACAGGCGUCGUUGUGUUCGCCGGCCAAGUCGUCGAUCCUUCGCUCUAGAUUUUUGCUUCUUCGUAGUCAUAGAUAUGUUCUGCAGGAUCUAGAUGGUAAAUUUCUGGAGCACUAUUAUGUGUCAUUCGAAUAAGUGAAGUACUUCAGGGACGAUGUUCGGCUGGACGACACUCACCUGACGGCUGAUCAAACCGUAUGCUACGGUGUAGACUUGCCCACGGAUUGUUAGAUAUAG
Messenger RNA from Triticum dicoccoides, 1396 nucleotides. RefSeq names its product serpin-Z1-like. Gene Ontology annotation, molecular function: serine-type endopeptidase inhibitor activity. NCBI's taxonomy places the organism in Eukaryota, Viridiplantae, Streptophyta, Magnoliopsida, Poales, Poaceae. The record is from RefSeq and is a predicted model, not a curated record. The coding region runs from base 1 to 1209 and encodes 402 amino acids. The transcript has 2 exons.